Messenger RNA from Neltuma alba, 830 nucleotides. RefSeq lists its product as uncharacterized. Lineage: Eukaryota; Viridiplantae; Streptophyta; Magnoliopsida; Fabales; Fabaceae. The coding region runs from base 46 to 651 and encodes 201 amino acids. The record is from RefSeq and is a predicted model, not a curated record. The transcript has a single exon.
UUCUCUCUGUCUCUUCACUCUUCUUUUCUUUCAAUCCAGCCCAUAAUGGAGCUUGCCAACCAAAAGAGCAAGCGACUCCGCCAUGACUCAGAACCCCACUCGCCCGAGUCCAAGAUUGCCAGAGUUGACUCCCCCUCUGAUGUCAACCCGGAAGACCCAGCCAUGGACUCCUCCGUCGCUACGGACAUCCAUGACGACCUUCUCGAUAUCCUUGAUGAGACGGAUAACUUACCCGAGCGAGACCCUACCAUGCAGGGCCUCGACUCCGUAAUCAAGAGCUUUGAGGAAGAGAUCCUCGCUUCGGGUCCGGGCUCCGUCAUUCCUGACCCCACACCCGAAUCCGGCGAGUUCCCCGUGCAGCUGGGAUACCUCUUGGAAGCUUCCGACGACGAGCUAGGGCUGCCGCCGUCGGUGACGCCGUCAGAGGAUACGAAGCCCGAGAGCGAAGAAUUGAGCCAGGUGGGCUCGGACGGAGUUGAUAUGGGGGAGUUAUUGGGGUUUGAGAAUGAUAUAGAGAAGUACGAGUCGGUAGGGUUAGGAGACGGAGAAAACGAGAACGGCGGUGGUAUUGUGAGCUUCGACGACGGGUUGUUGGAUUACCCGGACUUGUAUGAGGUGGUGUGGCGGUCGGAGUCGUUGCAGGCUAUGUGAAGGAAGGAGGGUUAGGGCGUAGCGCUAGGUUUGGUGGGCAUCAUUGAACUGAGUACGGCAACAUGUAAACUGGGGAAGACGAUGAAACCACAGAAACAUGGACUGUAGAUGGUAGGUGUGAAAAUUUGGCGAGAUGUUCUUUGUAGCGCAGGAAUCAGAUUCAGAUGUUGUGCCAUUCG